AACCGGCUACUUGCUGUCGAAAUGGGCAAGUUCAUGAAACCCGGGAAAGUGGUGCUGGUCCUGGCUGGACGCUACUCCCGACGCAAAGCCGUCAUCGUGAAGAACAUUGACGAUGGCACCUCAGACCACCCUUACAGCCAUGCCCUGGUGGCUGGAAUUGACCACUAUCCCCGAAAAGUGACAGCUGCCAUGGACAAGAAGAAAAUCGCCAAGCGAUCAAAGAUCAAGUCUUUUGUGAAAGUUUAUAACUACAACCACCUCAUGCGAUCUGGGGGCGAUCCCCAAUACAGGGCUAACGGGAGAGGGGACAGAUUGAGGAAAGAGAAGGCAGGCGGUGGAAGAAACAGAUUCCUGGAAUGA
Molecule: messenger RNA, 360 nt
Organism: Phodopus roborovskii (desert hamster)
Lineage: Eukaryota; Metazoa; Chordata; Mammalia; Rodentia; Cricetidae
Product: 60S ribosomal protein L27-like
Exons: 1
Coding region: 22-360 (112 amino acids)
Biological process (GO): translation
Cellular component (GO): ribosome; cytosolic large ribosomal subunit
Molecular function (GO): structural constituent of ribosome
Source: RefSeq, a predicted model, not a curated record